AUGGCCUCUUGCUCAGAGUUUAUUCAAGAUUUCCAGGAAGAGCUCAUUUGCUCCAUCUGUAAGGAUUAUUUCACCAACCCGAUGACCAUUGAGUGUGGCCAUACUUUUUGCCAUAGUUGUCUCUUCAGCUGGGAGAAUGAAGCCUCAAACUCUUUCUUCUGUCCAGAGUGCAAGGUUGUUUCUCAGGUGAGAGAUUUCGUAGCCAAUGUGCGUCUUGGGAAGCUGGCAGGAAUUGCCAAAAAACUAAGACUCCAGUGUUUUCAGAACCCUGAAAGAUAUAGCUAUCAGAAAGAGCAGAAGUUUUUCUGUGAGAAUGACCAAAGCCUUUCUUGCUUAUCUUUUUCUGAGUCCCAGAAACAUAAGGCUCAUGCCCUCAACUGCAUAGAUGAGACUACUCAGGACAUCAGCAAAAAGCUUCAAGAAACUCUGACAGAUUUGAGGGAAAAAUUGAAGAAUGUUGAACAACAAAUGGCUAAUGAGGAGCUUAAAUUGGCACAGUUCGAGGAAGAGAUGACAAUUCAAAAGGGAAAUAUUUCUUUGGAAUUCCAGAAACUACACGUUUUCCUGGGAGAGGAAGAAGCUGAGUGUCUAUCAUUUGUGCAGAGGCAAGAAAAGGCUAAUUUGGAAGGCCUGAAGAAGAGAAUAAGGAGACUUUCCCAUCAGAGUCAAGAGUUAAGUAAGAGGAUCACUGAGAUAGAUGAAGAGUGUAGGAAACCAGAUGUGGAUUUGCUCCAAAAUAUAAAAGGAACAUUAAACAGGAAUAAAUAUCUGCUCCAGGAAGAAAUAGAGAACUUUGCUCUAAGAAUGAUUAUCUAUCCCAUCCCUGGAAUUAUAGAAAUGCUUUUAAAAUUCAAAAUUGAUAUCACUCUGAAUGGUAACACAGCUAGUCCAGGUCUCAUCAUCUCUGAAGAUUUGAAGAGUGCAAGAUAUGGAGGUACCCAGCUGGAAGUGCUCAAUGAGAACCACACCAAUUUUGCCAAAGUUUGUGCUGUUCAAUACUUCAUUUCAGGCAGAUUCUACUGGGAGGUGGAGGUUCCAAGCAACACUGAAUGGGGUGUUGGCAUCGCUAAAGGACAAAAUCUAUUUGAAGAAUUCUUUGUGCUUAUGGCUACACAGAGUCAAAAUGGCUUCAAACUUUAUGCCCUAGGCAAGUGCUAUGUUUCUUCUGAACCUGAUGUGAAAUAUUGCUUUAACUGUAUCACCCAACUAGUGGGCACUGACCUUGAGAAAGCUGUUCAGACUAUGCACACUGAAUUAAAAGAGAAAUGUUUACUGAACAAUCCGCACUAG
Monodelphis domestica (gray short-tailed opossum) is the source of this 1290-nucleotide messenger RNA. RefSeq names its product putative E3 ubiquitin-protein ligase TRIML1. The record is from RefSeq and is a predicted model, not a curated record. NCBI's taxonomy places the organism in Eukaryota, Metazoa, Chordata, Mammalia, Didelphimorphia, Didelphidae.